Nanorana parkeri is the source of this 804-nucleotide messenger RNA. Its product is annotated as shootin-1-like. The coding region runs from base 1 to 804 and encodes 267 amino acids. The transcript has 5 exons. Lineage: Eukaryota; Metazoa; Chordata; Amphibia; Anura; Dicroglossidae. The record is from RefSeq and is a predicted model, not a curated record.
AUGCCAUUGUUGUGUGGAGGACGUCAGCUCGGAGAAUGUCGGGAGUCUCCUACUCGUCGCUUCGUCAUCUGUGGGGGUAUGAAGGUCAUUACCAUGAGGUCCUUCCUCUUCCACAGUGUUCCGGCCUCAGAUGAAAAUGUCCUUUGUUGCGGGGGGCCCCGGGGCCCGUCGUGUGGAGAGCCGGCUAAUUCUAUGUUUAUUCUCCUCCAGCUAAACAAGGAAAACAAAAACCUGAAACGGAUCAGCAUGUUGUACAUGGCCAAGCUGGGCCCCGAGGUCAUCACCGAGGAGAUCAACCUGGACGACGACGACCCUUCUGAGGGUGACAACGGGGGAGACUGCGCGUCCCUUCCCUGCCAACAGAGAGUGCAAGGUCUCCAGGAUCAGGUCCAGUCUGUCCGGGAGGAGAAGAAGUCGGUGUCCUUAGAGCUGGAGGAGCUGCGAUCCCGACUUGUGGACCUUAUAGAAGAGGUGAACACUACCAAGAAAGAAAAUGUCACGCUGACCAAAGAGGUGUUUGACCAGCGCAAACUAUUAGAAAAGUACAACAGAGUGUCUGUCCUGGCCGUGGAGGAAUAUGAAGAUCUUCAGAACAACCUAGAAAUGGAGAAGGACCUGCGGGAGAGAGCAGAGAAACUGGCCCAGGAGAUGAUCAUCGAGCAGAAGAAACUGAAGCGACAGAGUUGUCUCCUGCUGCAGGAGUGCGCACCCAGCGAGACGCUGCUGAAAGCGCUGGAGGAGAACGCCAGACUGACCCAACUACUAGAGGAGGACCGCAUCCAAUACCAGCACAAGGUGAGCUGA